Linum trigynum is the source of this 1467-nucleotide messenger RNA. The record is from the annotation of a GenBank genome assembly. Lineage: Eukaryota; Viridiplantae; Streptophyta; Magnoliopsida; Malpighiales; Linaceae.
AUGAUGUCAUGCUGCCGCCGAUUAACCGCCGGAUCGGCGGCGCCGCUGGAUUUCCACCGCGGGCAGAAGGAUUCCGCUUCGACGGUGGCGGAAGUCGUCUCCCUCCCUCUCAGAAGGAUUCGUAACCGUCACCUCCUCCAACCGGCAAUUUCACUGAGAGCGGUCUCGAGGAGGGGUUCGGAAUUGUUCCUCGCCGAGGCGGCGGUUGGCGGACACAGCAGAGGCGUGCGGGAACGUCCGGACGGCGGAAACGAGGCGGCGGCGGGGGAAGAGGAGCUGCCGGCAGAGCCUCUCUCGUAUUCCGCCGUCGGGAAUCCAGCGGUGGAGGAGGAGGAGGAUUGCAGAGGAGAUCUGACGACUCCUGAUGCUGCGCCGGCGGAGGCAGGGAUUGCGAGUCGGUUCGGGGAGAGGAAUCGAGCUGUGGAGGUGGCGAUUGCGGCGGCGGCGACGGUGGUGCUAGGGGUGGGGAAUCGGGUGUUGUAUAAGCUGGCCCUCGUUCCUCUCAAGCAUUAUCCCUUCUUUCUCGCGCAGCUCGCCACCGUCGGGUAUGUCCUUGUGUAUUUUACCAUAUUGCAUUUCCGGCACCGUGCUGGCAUUGUGAGCAAUGAGAUGCUUUCGUUGCCUAAAGGUCCAUUCAUUCUUGUUGGAAUCUUGGAGGCUCUUGGAGCUGCUACUGGAAUGGCAGCAGCAGCAAACCUUUCUGGAGCAUCGAUUCCAGUUAUAUCUCAGACCUUCCUUGUGUGGCAGAUUUUUAUGUCAGCUGUCUUCCUUGGAAAGAGAUACAAAAUCAAUCAAUUACUAGGGUGUUUCCUUGUUGCUAUUGGUGUCAUUAUAACUGUAGCCAGUGGAUCUAGUGCUGGCCAUUCGUUGAAAGAAGCCGGUAUUUUUUGGAGUCUUUUAAUGAUACUCUCGUUUCUGUUCCAAGCUGCCGAUACUGUACUCAAGGAAACUAUUUUCCUGAAAGCUAAGCAUCGUUUAAAGGGAGGAUCAGUAGAUAUUUUCGUGGUCAACUCCUUUGGAUCUGCUUACCAAGCUUUGUUCAUCUGCCUACUUGUGCCUUUCAUGUCCAAGCUAUGGGGAAUACCGUUCAGCCAGCUUCCGAGCUAUCUCAAAGAUGGGGCAGCUUGCUUUCUAAACAUCGGUAGUUUGUCAAGUGGAUGUGAAGGGGCUCCAUUGCUACCUCUGCUGUUCAUAAUCGUGAACAUGGGGUUCAACAUAUCGUUGCUCCACCUGCUCAAGAUAUCAUCCGCUGUUGUAUCUUCACUUGCUUCCACAUUUUCUGUGCCGAUAUCGGUGUUCAUGUUCACGCUGCCAUUGCCAUAUAUCGGAGUGGCAUCAACCCUGCCAAAGGGCUUUGUUGGGGGAGCCAUCAUCCUUGUUCUAGGCUUGCUCAUCUAUGCUUGGACGCCAAAGCCUCGUCCAGCCAGUCAUUCUUCUUCGGCAGCAGCAGCUUCCUCUCCUAGCUAA